UAUGAUUUUUUGAUUUUUUGAUUUAUUUUUUGGGUACCCUGCUCCACUGUGUGUCACUUUAAAACAACGUGUCCAAUGUUACAGUAGACAGAAGACGUUUAUCAGCUCUGCAAUUUCUCGUUUUCCGCCAAAUUGAAGCCGCUGUACUUUAAAGCCAGCGCGCAGCUUUUUGGUGGAGGAUCUCACUGCUUAGAGUCAUACUCGGGAGCAGCCACAUACACGUGUGAUGAAUAUGCUUUUAACUGUAAUUCAGCUGUGUGGCGCCUUGCCAAGCGCUUCUGGGCUGCAGACAGCUGAGAGUUAUGAGUGAGUGAGCGGACGGAGAGGGAAGUCCUCUCUCUUUGCGGCGGACUUCCGAUUCUCCGCAUGUAAACAAACUCACGUGAAGCGCGACCUAAAACGACCCUGACCGGGCACGUUGUCUUUUCGACCGUAUCACCUGUACAGAGUUGCACUUAUUCUCACGUUAGCUACUGAAUGUCAGAUAAUGCGAGUCACACCCUCGCUGUACAGUAGCCUCUAUGUCCUUUGGUUGGGGUGAGUGUGUCCUUAAAAACGUCCCGAAUUCCCAUGAACGCCGCGUUCAUGGGAAAUGAGUGUGAAUUGUGGCUUCGUUGCAACGCGUGAGUCAUAAAGCUUGUCUGUUUAUGAGAUCGCAGUGUUUUAGCAAAAUACAUGUGAGUCGGGUAGGCUAUGUCAAGGCGUAGUCACGCCCACUGAGUCAAAGCAAGUCGGCUAAGCGGUGCCAAAUCUUCCAGGCAUGUACUUAUUUGAAGAGCAGUGCUGGGAGGGGGGAUGUUCAGUUCUGCCAGGACUUGAAUCAUGCUGAUCCAAAUGUGGUGUUAUCUUGUACGCUGGCUCGUCCGGCAGUGCCAGCCCGAGUCCUGGCAGUCCUUCAAGUGGAUACCAGACCCAAUCGCCCUCCUCCCACUCGCAGCCUUCAUCCCCAGAGGGUGUCUCCUUUCAAGAGAUUGGGGCCCUGAAGCAGAGAGGAGAACAAGGGGGAGGAACUCCUUCCCCUCGAAUGGUCUUCCAGUUUCCUGAAGUAAACAAUCCUCCCGUUGCCCAAAUAACAACAGUAUCAUCAGCAACCUACAACCAACCCACAGUGGCCAAAAGACCCUGUGGUUUCACUGGCACCUUCACCAAGACCGGAGGCAUGGUGCUUCUGUGUAAGGUGUGUGGGGACAUUGCAUCUGGGUUCCAUUACGGCGUGCAUGCCUGCGAAGGCUGCAAGGGUUUCUUCAGACGCAGCAUUCAGCAGAAUAUCCACUACAAGAUGUGUGUAAAGAACGAAAAGUGUCUCAUCAUGCGCAUGAACCGAAACCGGUGCCAGCACUGCCGCUUUAAGAAGUGUCUCUCCGUGGGCAUGUCCAGAGAUGCUGUGCGUUUUGGGCGUAUUCCCAAACGGGAGAAGCAGAGACUAUUGGAUGAGAUGCAGAGCUACAUGAACAGUCUCAACGAAUCAGCUUCCAUGGAAAUGGAGGUGUCAUCUCCCCCCGAUGCCCCCUGCAGUCCACAGAACCAGACAAAUGAAGGAGCGGGCUCCAUAUCGCAGUCUUACCGCAGCAACUUAAUGAACAGUGACGAGAAACCGCUCAAGAUGGCUGUCGGUAACAUUGGCACGUCGUCUUUCCAGAACGGCUCAGUACAGGAAGCCUCCGUGUCACAGUCGGCAGCCCAGACUCACACGGUUCAGGGGGAGCAGGCGAAUCUGACGUCGAGCUACCGUGUCCCCACAAGCUGCCCUGUCAACAGCCCCACCAAUAAUGAAAACUCCACUCACGCUAAUUUCGACAAUGCCAAGUAUACCUUCUCCAAUCAGAAUCAGUGCCCCUUCAGUGGAAGUCUGUCGGCUCAGUCCUACUCAGCCAAUCAGAACAGUCACCCAGCCAGGGAUUCCCAAAACCCAAGCCCUUGCCCCUGGAAGCUAAAUGGAGGAGCCAAAGUGCUGGCAUGUCCACUCAAUUCCUGUCCUGUGGCUCCGGCCAGUCGUUCCAGUCAGGAGGUGUGGGAGUCUUUUUCCCAGUGCUUCACGCCUGCUGUUAAAGAGGUAGUGGAGUUUGCAAAGAGCAUCCCAGGCUUCCAGACUCUCAGCCAGCAUGAUCAGGUCAUGCUGCUCAAAGCUGGCACUUUCCAGGUUCUGAUGGUGAGGUUCUGCUCGCUGUUUGAGCCCAAGGAGAGGACAGUGACCUUCCUCAAUGGGCAGACAUACUCACUGGCAUCACUGAGGGCCCUCGGCAUGGGUUCCUUACUGGAUGCCAUGUUUGAUUUCAGCGAGAAGCUGGGAUCUUUGGGUCUGGAGCCAGAUGAGAUGGCCCUUUUCAUGGCCGUUGUGCUUGUUUCUGCCGACCGCUCUGGUAUAGUGGAGGUGGGAGCAGUGGAGCAGCUGCAGGAGAAUCUAAUAAAAGCUCUGCGGUCUCUCAUCACCAGUCGCCGCCCAGAUGACAGCACCCUCUUCCCAAAGUUGCUGCUACGUCUGCCUGACCUGCGCACCCUGAACAACCAUCACUCUGACAAACUUUUAGCUUUUCGCAUAGAUCCUUGAGCACGGAAAGCUGAAGCCGAAUGAAGUAUCCGCUUUGAGGAACGUCUCUGCUUCCCCACGCAAGCCUGGCCUGCCACAUAAAGCACAAUGGCCUGCGUGAUGGACAGUUGUUGUGGGAGCUGUGCCAAGUGUGCUGCUGUGUGGAAAAAAUAUCAGAGACGGAUGUAGGCACAGCAAGAGGCAGAGGCUCCCAAACUCAAACUGAUUCCUCCACCAACUAUCAAAACAUAAACUGUGUUCUUCCAUGGGUUCUUCACGUCAACAUCAGACCACCAAGUCACCACCUCUCCCUCCUGGGGUUUGUCAGCGCCACGUUUCUGUUCAAGACCAAAAAGAAGAAAGAGCCUAUUGUUCCUCACCAGACUUUAUCCUCCUAUCCCAGCUCACAAAGCUAACAAGAGGGAAGCACAUGUUCUAGUUCAGAGAAAAGGAACAUGUACAAACAUUCACCAUCAGUGAUUUCUUAAAAUACAUUCAUGCUACAGUGUGUAAAGGGCACUCUCCAUACACUGAGAUGACCUCUGAAAUCAAUACAUAACAUAGCAAUAGAAAUGUCUGAUACACACUGGGAGGAUGGUUUCUGUGUUCCCUUUUGAAAUGACAUAAGCUAUUUUCACACCAUGUCACCAUGUCUGAAAUCUUUAUGAAAAUCACCCAUUUGUGAUUGAGAAAUGCAUAACAUUUUUAAGAAAUGAGAGCAAGUUGCAUUGUAUUUGUAUGCAGUUAUCAGGGAGAAUUUAUUGGUCAUUUUAGACCGCGUCUGAUGGGUUAUAUGUUAAGGUGUUUUGCUGUAAAUUUUUGUAUAUAACCCUUGUUAGUAUGCAGAUUCUUGGAUAUGUAAAUGAAGGUAGUAUUCAAUUAUUGUACGAUGUCACAGAUUAAUAGAUCGCUCUACAGACUGCAAAGAGAAAGCAGCGUUUGAGCCGUGCCCUCUGAAAAUAAACUUUUCAUCUGAAGAUAUAUCAUUGAAACAAAUGUACUGUCAACUGACUGCUUCACCUUGUGAAUAUUUUGUAAAUGUUUUAUGGUCACAGCAUAGAGUACCAUUAUUAAAUAAUGUUAUAUCGGA
Scatophagus argus is the source of this 3617-nucleotide messenger RNA. Its product is annotated as nuclear receptor subfamily 1 group D member 1-like. The transcript is spliced from 8 exons. NCBI's taxonomy places the organism in Eukaryota, Metazoa, Chordata, Actinopteri, Scatophagidae. Gene Ontology annotation, biological process: positive regulation of transcription by RNA polymerase II; hormone-mediated signaling pathway; cell differentiation. The record is from RefSeq and is a predicted model, not a curated record. Bases 1025 to 2548 code for a protein of 507 amino acids. Gene Ontology annotation, molecular function: zinc ion binding; RNA polymerase II cis-regulatory region sequence-specific DNA binding; nuclear receptor activity.